Aspergillus campestris IBT 28561 is the source of this 1776-nucleotide messenger RNA. Its product is annotated as putative transcriptional regulator. The transcript is spliced from 2 exons. Lineage: Eukaryota; Fungi; Ascomycota; Eurotiomycetes; Eurotiales; Aspergillaceae. Gene Ontology annotation, cellular component: nucleus. The record is from RefSeq and is a predicted model, not a curated record. Bases 444 to 1553 code for a protein of 369 amino acids.
UCAGUGUGAAGCGAACGGAGAUGUCAAUAUACAGGAAUGGUCUGAAGUAAAAAGUUCCGGAAUCGAUGACUUCAAACGCUAAUUUUAUGCAACGUUAUCAGCAGCUUUGUCAGCAGGUUUUGUUGUUGCGCCGAAUCGGCCGACUUUGCGAUGCUCACGGAACCUGCGCAGUCCAGGUCCCUUGUCUAGUUCGUCUGCUUGUCGUGUCUAUUCUCUUGAUCACUGUAUCUGCUUGGUUUUAUUUUUUAUUUUUUAAUAUUAGGGGUGGAUCUUCUAUCUACAGUCUAUCGUAUCUAGGUUGACAUCGCGAGCCCCGUCGCGUUAAUUACGUGUUUGUCGUCUCGUGCAGUCAGUCCACGAAUACCGUCAUUUCCAGUCCAUUGCAGACUCCGACCCGGGGUAUUACAGGUUUUCAAGACGGCCCAUUGUGCGAUCAAUCGAAAAUGGCGCCCCGAUACGCUCUCUCCGAGUCCGAGUCCGACCCCGACCCCGAGGAAGCACCCGCUGCGCCCUCGGGGAAAGCGCUCGAGAAAGCGCUGCGCGAUGCUGUCGCUGCGGUUUACAAGUCCAAGAAGAUGGAGGAGUUGACGAUCAAACGGAUUCGUCUGGCGGCUGCCAAGAAACUCGGUCUUGACGAAGGGUUCUUUAAGAGCAGUGAGUGGAAGGGGCGCAGUGAGCAGGUUAUUAAGGAUGAAGUGGAAGUACAAGACAAAGCGGCCCAGGAGCCAGAACAUGAAGACGAUGAGAAUGAAGACAACGGCACUGCGGAACCCCCGCAAAAGGCGAAAGCUACUGGGCGCACAAAAUCCGCAGGCGGUACAGCGUCACGAAAGCGCCGAAAGGAGACCACCCCUGGAUCCGAGGACGAAGCCGGUGGGUCCCCGAGUGAGGAAGACGUGAAGAAGCCCACCAAGAAACAGGCCAAGAAGACGCAGGACAAGCCACCACGGAAGGUCUCCCAGGACCGGGUGUCAGAUAGCUCAGUUGGGAGCAAUGACGACGAGGAUGAGGAUGAGGAGCAGAAGCCGUCCGAGGAGCCCACCGCAGAUGUGAAAGUGGACUCAGAAAGCGAAAUGUCCGUCGUCCUGGACGAAGAGCCCAAGCCAAGUCGAUCACGGAAGAAGAGCGCCGACGGGCCGUCGCGCAAAGGGGCCGCUAAAAAGCCAGCACCCAAGGCGAAAGGCAAGGAUGCCGACACUGAUCCGGAUCAGGCGGAGAUCAAACGGUUACAAGGAUGGUUGCUGAAAUGCGGCAUCCGGAAGAUGUGGGCGCGGGAGCUGGCUCCGUACGAGACGCCCAAGGCCAAGAUCAAGCAUCUCAAGGGUAUGCUGAAGGACGCUGGGAUGGAAGGCCGAUACUCCGUGGAGAAAGCCAGACAGAUCCAGGAGACGCGCGAACUCCAGGCAGACCUCGAGAUGGUCCAGGAGGGGGCGAAACGGUGGGGGAAAGGCAGUGGUGACGAGAACAGCGACGAGGAGCAGCCUCGCCGGCGAUUGAAUCGUGGUCGGAAGACCCUGGCGUUCUUAGACAGUGACGGGGAGGAGUCGGAUUAGAGAUAAUAGUCGCCAGACCAGACCAUUGCCGACUUCGUGUCCAAAAUCAAAAAUCGAAUCCCCAUCAGACGAAAUUGCUGAACAAUGACAGAUAAUGUUGCGUCAUUUGACCGACUUUCCUCCACCCAUGCGCUGCGCGACCAGGCUGAACACCGCGACGGACGAGAUGAACAGGACGAGAUUGUAGAACUAGGUAGCAGAUCUUAGUCGGAAUGCUUGCCAC